UGACGCUGAUUAAACAGGUGAAGCAGGAUCUUGUAAUUGCUGGUAUUUCGCGUUUGCUCUCCGAUCGAUUAAGAGCUCGUGGACUUCAGUAAAGCUUCUGCUUCAGUGGGCAGGAUUUGAAAGCAGGGCUGCUCUGUCACCAUGUUUGACCUGAAGAAGAGGAAUAGUUUGACUCUGAGGGACAGCCGCGGGACGGAGGAGUUCAGACGAGUGGCGGUCAGACGGAAAGUCCAAGGUCCUGUGGGUGACUGUCAAACCUCAGAUGUGAGCAGUGGUGUGAGGGGUUCAUACAACGGUGGCCAUGCUCAUGGCAGAGUUUCUGGAUCAGAACUGAUCGCAAAAAUUGGUACAGAAAAAGAUGAUGAGAAAAGCCCAAUGAAGAGAUCACCUUUUAAACCCCAAGUGCCUCCUAAACCAGAUCACCUCCAGAGCCCUCCGAGGGUCGGACAAGAUCAAGCCUGCAGUCUCACUCCAGGAAAAGUGCCACCCCAGCAAAAUAAUGGGACAGAAGAGAACCAGAAUAGAUGCAAUGGCGUUUCUAUUUCCUGUGUAAGCCCACAGAAUUGUUUAGACUCUCCAAGUAAAGAAGGGGGAUGUUAUUUUCUGAAUGGGGUUUUGGAUCCACACAUCAACCCUGCCAGACAUGCUCAGGGGAUUGUGAAUCUUACAAGCAGGCCACUAUCAGGAUCUCCAAGCCCAGGCAAAAGAGGCAUUCAGAGCUGUAGCCCUCUGAGAGAAGAAGGCCACAGCCCCGGAAAGCUGUCCCCAAGAAACUAUAGACCUCUCACGGGAAAACUGCGUGCUUCGAGCCCUGUUCAAGGGAAGAUGGGAAGCUACAGCCCUGCCAAGAGUUCUAAAUCCUUGCUAGGGCUGCACAGAAUCUCAAGCGAGAAAAUAGAAAGACGGGAGAAGAGAGCAGGAAAGUCUCUGAGUGUGCCUGACCUGGUUGUGCAUUUGGAUGAGAGCAGGAUUCCCUCAGAUAAAGCUGAGCGCUCGCCACUCAAACUGCUGCACUCACCCAAUUUUAAUAUACCUGCCAUCACCAUCAAAGCAUCAGCUAAGCAUAGACGCAGUCUGACCACAAAUGAAGAGCAUCUGUUAAACAGCGGCAUAGAGCAUUUCCCAGGACAAAUGAAUGGCUUUUUUAACAACUUCCUGCUGUGCUGCUCUCCAAAGUUCAGCCUGGUCGGGCAGCGUUUCACUGUGCGCUGCAGGAUCGGGAUGGAUGGGAUGCAGGUGCAGCAAACCACCAACGAGGACCAUCCAUACACCUUCCAAAUAUCUGGAAGGGAAAGGAUCCUUGAGCUGCAGGCCAGCUCCAAGCAAGAUCGGGAUGAAUGGAUAAAGGUGAUUCGUGAAGCCAUUGAUGUGUUUCAGAAGAAAAAUGAUACCUUCAGACUGGCUUCUAGGGAGCUUACUGUAGCAGAACCAACAGAGGAGCUCGGCAAACGAGCCCCUCGCUGGAUCAGAGACCAUGAGGUGAUCCUGUGUAUGUCCUGCAUGGAGCCUUUUAACGCCCUUACUAGAAGAAGACAUCACUGCCGUGCCUGUGGUUUUGUGGUGUGUUGGAAGUGUUCAGACUACAAAGUGGCUUUGGAGUAUGACGGUUACAAGCUGAACAAAGUGUGUAAAGCUUGUUACGCCAUCCUGACUGGCCCGAGAGGGGAGGGCUUGGAUGGAAAAAAGAGAAGAAUGCUGGAUUCCAAAGCAUCUCCAGGGCCUACUGACAGUGUAAUGAGUGGUUUCCUGCAGUAUGGGGACAACCCCCAGACCUGGCAACGAGUGUGGUCUGUGCUCACCAGGGCUGAGCCUCCCGUUCUUUACCUGUACUCCGUUCCACAGGAUUUAAAGCCCCUGUUCACUAUACCUCUACUGGGCUGCAGCGUAGAGGCUUUCCCCCAGGCGUUUCAGGGUCAGUCCUGCUUCUGUCUGACCCAGUCCAAAACCCGCCACACUUUCACCUGCGAUUCUCUGGACAUCAAACGCAGCUGGCUGAGUGCUCUGAAAGUGGCUGUGACAGGAUGGCGUACAGCAUGCUCACUGGCUGUUUGUGACAACAGCAGAGGAAUCAGGUCUGGCAUUAAUGGGAGUCUCAGUGGUGAGAACUUUGUAGUCAGUGGCAACAAGGACCAUCGCUCUUGAAUGUUUGCAGUGUGUCACGUAUGCAACAGCAGAACAAAUGUCCAUUGUUGGAAAAUGAAAGUUCAGGAAUAUAAAGGUUACAGUACUCUGAAAACUGUGUCUUUAAAAGUGUUGUGCACUUUAUUUCAGAAAUGGUUUACAGUAAAAUAAAUAAAGUGUUUUAACGUGA
Messenger RNA from Neolamprologus brichardi, 2311 nucleotides. The record is from RefSeq and is a predicted model, not a curated record. NCBI's taxonomy places the organism in Eukaryota, Metazoa, Chordata, Actinopteri, Cichliformes, Cichlidae.